CCAUCAUCAACCAACCCUGCCGCCAUGUUCGCCUCGGGCUCCUCGUCCAGUCUGGAAUCGCAUUCGCACAUGGAAAAAUGCCUGCUCGACCAACCCAUGGGCACACAGAGAGUGCACUUUCAGGGCGGGAAAGACUACGACUUUGCGCUCGAGAGCGAAGACAGCCCGAUCGACCUCUCCCUCAUCCUACCACACUACCGCGCGCGCAACCAGCCGCUCGACCACCGUAUGUCGAUGUACAUCGGCAGCGACAGCGGGCCUAUCAAGGUCAAAGUUUGUCGCCCGCCUUCGCGCACCCCCUUCCAGCUCGAGAUCCAGUCGGACGUGUCGGACGUGACAGUAUGGCUGCCAUCCGACUUUAGGGGGCGUAUACAGCACUCGGCCGCGAAGGUCACCUUUUCCGCGGGCUUUACGAACCGUAUCAUGCAGCAUGCGCGCAUCAACGAGCCGCUGGACGAGCCAUACCCCCUCACGUACUCGUCUCUGGACAUUGAGGACGAGGUGGUUGUCAGCACCGCCGGCAAUGUCACGUUCCGCAUGUGGGACGUUCAGACGUGCGCGCCGGAAAACCGGAGCAAGGAGUGCUGGAAGCGCAUGUUCGGAUGCGCGAAGAAGGCGCCCGAGACGACCAUCGACUGGGACUUCCUCCUCGAGGACUAGGAACUACCCCGGCUCGGAUUGAUUCUUUUGGAUUCUGUUUCGAUUUUCGUUGUCGAUCCUUCCUCGGUCUUGGGUUCAUUUUUCUCGUCCUCCGUCGCGCUCGUUCCCCCAUGUCCUGUGUCUCUCACCGCAACAUCUUGUAGCUCU
Gloeophyllum trabeum ATCC 11539 is the source of this 807-nucleotide messenger RNA. RefSeq lists its product as uncharacterized. The coding region runs from base 25 to 660 and encodes 211 amino acids. The transcript is spliced from 4 exons. NCBI's taxonomy places the organism in Eukaryota, Fungi, Basidiomycota, Agaricomycetes, Gloeophyllales, Gloeophyllaceae. The record is from RefSeq and is a predicted model, not a curated record.